Molecule: messenger RNA, 1974 nt
Organism: Cottoperca gobio
Lineage: Eukaryota; Metazoa; Chordata; Actinopteri; Perciformes; Bovichtidae
Product: dysbindin-like
Exons: 4
Coding region: 421-1074 (217 amino acids)
Biological process (GO): negative regulation of protein kinase activity
Cellular component (GO): cytoplasm
Source: RefSeq, a predicted model, not a curated record
UGAGACUGUCUGACAGAGAGCAAGAGUGUGUGUGUAUGUGUGUGUGUGUCUGUGUGUCUGUGUGUCUGUGCGUGUGUGUGAGACACAGAGAGGCAGCCGAGAUGAGAGUGUGAAGCAGUGAGAGGAAAAACCUAGAAAGAACAGUGAAGGCGAUCAGAAAGGGGGAGGGAGACAGCGAACACAGCAUAAAGGCAGAGCAGAGCAGAAGAAAGAGAAAAAGGGGACAGGGCAAGGACAGAAAGUGUGAAUGUUCUAUCUGUGAUGGUCCUAGUGCCAAAGUCAAGAGAUGCAAUGACUAGAUGACCAGCCACUACACACACCAGCAUCCUGUCCUGGAGCCUUGACAGGAGUGGACAAGAAAAAUCCACACACACUCAAAGGCAAAGCACUCUCUGCAAGCAGUCCCACAUCCACUGGACCAUGUCGUCUACUGGGCCAACCAACCACAACAAGCGUCUGGCACCGGAGACAGACAACGCUCAGCGGGUGUUGGACAAUGAUUCUGCUCAGCACCUGAAGUUCAGGGAGAGACAUCGCUUUUUUGAAGAGGUCUACCAGCAUGACGUGGACAACAACUUGCCCUCUGCUCACCUGCAGGUCGGCUGCAGGAAACCCCCUAUGGGAAGCAUCUCUUCUAUGGAGGUGAACGUAGACGUCCUGGAGCAAAUGGACCUGAUGGACUUCUCUGACCAGGAGGCUCUUGACGUGUUCCUAAACUCAGGCUCAGGAGCAGACGAGGGAGCGCUGGCUUCUCCACUACCAGAGGGUGAGGAUGAAGAAGAAGAAGAAGAAGAAGAAGAUGAAGAGGAUGAAGAUGCAGAGGUUGUGUACAGGGAGCGAGCACCUUUGAAACGACAAGAUGAAGUUCACCUCGGCUCAAAGUGUCGCAUGUCCUCCACCUCAUCUGGUUCCAGUGAUACCAGCGGGGGUGGAGUCGACACACCUGUGAUCCAGUCGGACGAUGAAGAAGUCCAUGCAGACACUCUGCUGCUGACCUCCGUACCCCAUACGAGGGAUGAAGAAACAGAGGAGGAAGACGAGGAGGAAAGAAGCCUUGUAACUAAAUCUCCCUAAAGACUGAAUGUUACUCUCCGUAGAGAUACAUGGCUAAAAAGAGUGUCAAAUGCAAAACUUUAUUUUGGGGAAAACCCUAGCACGGUUGACCCGCCUGCCUCUUUUGAAUCUUUCCCUGAGUACAUUGGAUUUUUAUUUACAACUUAAAAUCUAUUUUUCCUAGUGUUAACCACAAAUAUGUGUUGUUGAAACUCGUGGUGUCAAAGUCUCUCAUAUAUUAUUUGCAUAUAAAAUGAGUCAUCUCACUAUAAUGUGCUAACAUGUUCUGGCUGAGAACAUGUUUUUCUCCCCUCACUGCCAGAGGGAAAUAUGCCUCAUGCCUAUUGUUUUUAAAUGACUGCAGAUAGCAUACCUCUCAAAGGAGUUCCCAGCCUAACAGCGAUGACUAUAGACAGUGAUUGGACCGUGUUCAAAGAAGAAGAGAUGCAUUACACAGUAGUCAUGAAUCUUCCUUCUGUGUUUAAGAAGGUCAACAAAACCCAACAAAAAGUUGAAUUUAAAGUGACCAUGAAUCUAUUGCCAUGUGCAUGUGGAACUGUGUUUGUCAAAGCAUGAAAUUUUGUUCUUGUUAGUGAUUAUAUUAUAUGUUUUCAAUGAUGUAACUACAGAGUGUUCCAUUACUGUACUGAAUACUAAGUUACUCCUCUCCUCUGUGUGAGGUGUAAUGUAGGAGUUGCAUAUAGUAGACUACAGAAUGUGGUGAGUGAGUGAUGCAGCUGUGUGUGUGUGUGUGUGUGUGUGUGUGUGUGUGUGUGUGUGUGUGUGUGUGUGUGUGUGUGUGUGUGUGUGUGUGAGCCUACGACUACUUUCAAAACAUCCUUAUUUCAGUGUUAAUCAUGAUGUGUAUCUUUUCCCCACUUGCUCCCAUCUUGCUAUGAACUAAAUAAAAAUGAAACAGCG